AAUGUUUUGCCGUUUUACCAAAACCUUUCUUCUUCUCCGAACCCUAAUUUUCCUGUUCUUCAAAAUUAAUCAACAAAUCAAAAUCGUUUUACAAAUCUAUCCGAACUGAAUCUCAACAAACUGAACUUUUCCAGGCUAAUCAAUUUAUUCUGUCUUGUUUGGAUUAUUCAUCAUCUUCGGCGCCAAACUGAACUUUUCCAGGCUAAUCAAUUUAUUCUGUCUUGUUUGGAUUAUUCAUCAUCUUCGGCGCCAAAGUUGAGGAUUCUGAUUCCAUGGCCUCUAAAAUGGAAAGCGAUAGUCCAACAGAUACCCCACCAUCACCGCCAAAGACUAUAUACAAGGAUCCAGAUGAUGGGAGGCAACGGUUUUUGCUUGAACUGGAAUUUGUUCAAUGCCUUGCUAAUCCUACCUACAUCCACUAUUUGGCUCAGAACCGAAAUUUUGAGGAUGAAGCAUUCAUUGGGUACUUAAAAUAUCUCCAAUAUUGGAAUCGCCCCGAAUAUAUCAAAUUUAUCAUGUAUCCUCACUGCCUCUAUUUUCUCGAGCUUCUUCAAAAUGCAAAUUUUCGCAAUGCAAUGGCACAUCCUAGCAAUAAGGAAUUGACGCAUAGACAGCAGUUCUAUUUCUGGAAGAACUAUAGGAACAAUCGGCUAAAACACAUUUUACCAAAACCACUUCCAGAACCUAAUGCUGCACUUCCUGCCUCAACUCAACCCCAGCCACCCGUGCCUGCACUACCACCAGUACCUGCUACGAACGUUGCUGUGACAGCAUCUUCUACUCAAGCUCCUUCUCCAAUGCCAUAUGGUGUCCCUCCUGGCUCUAGUCUUGCAAAAAAUGACAUGAGGAAUCCUACCGUUGAUAAAAGAAAAAGAAAGUAAGCUUUAUAUGCGAUAUGCUCGAUAUUUUGUUCCUUCCCAUCUGGGAAUUGAAGUGAUGAUAAUGACAGGACAAAAGUUGUGUAAAGAAGUUACUUUUAUUACUGUUAUUUUCUCCGAAAUCUAUUAGGCAGUUUAGUUUAAUGUUUUUAUACUUUCUGUAAAUUCAAAAAGUAUAAUGAAACUGCUUCAUACAUUUAGGAAUCAAAGUGACUGACUGUGUAGUCAUUUUAGUUUAAUAAUUUCUAAUCAAUGAAAUUAUGUUUUGAUGCGUC
Molecule: messenger RNA, 1153 nt
Organism: Lathyrus oleraceus (garden pea)
Lineage: Eukaryota; Viridiplantae; Streptophyta; Magnoliopsida; Fabales; Fabaceae
Product: mediator of RNA polymerase II transcription subunit 31
Exons: 6
Coding region: 273-881 (202 amino acids)
Biological process (GO): regulation of DNA-templated transcription
Cellular component (GO): mediator complex
Molecular function (GO): transcription coregulator activity
Source: RefSeq, a predicted model, not a curated record